GUUCAUAAACCUGGAAAUCUGCAAGCCAAAGACGUGGGUAACACUAUUACUCCUUGAGAUUUCGUAUACACGCUCCAUCUUUCAUCAAAGAUAGAAGAUUUGUGCUACUUAAAUCCAAAAAAAGAUUACUAUUAUUUUGACUCGAUCAACAGAGAUCCAUCAAAACUCACUGUUACUUACCACUUCUGUUUUUCACAACGAGCUUGUACAGAACGUUGAAUUGAAGGCCAAAUAGACUUCAAGAUGCCUAUAAAGCCAUUUUUUCCAUUCAACCAGGACCAUCCAAGCUUUCCUGCUGAAAUGCGCUCCUGUCAGAAAAACUUCUCAUCAAGGGAAGCGGCGAUAGGAGCUAUCCCUAUUUUACAAGAUUAUCGAAUGAACCACAGAGAAAUCUUCGAGAAAGGAUGCCGCAAAGCCUUUUCUGGGUUUUUCCGUUAUGGAUCAAAGGACUUUUGUCUUGUCGAAAACAUGAAUCCUGGCCUCCUCCCGGAUUUCUUUUUUGAGAUCAGACAUAGUACCAAUCCCUCGGAAUACGCAGAUAUUACAGCUGCAACUCGAGGCAUUCGCAAUUCGACCAAGUUCUUCUUCGUCAGCUGCAACUAUCAUGACCCAGAGCAUGUUAUUGUUCGCACAUAUGCCAAGCUUCGGAACUUCGAUUGGGAUAACCAGUCGCAGAUUGAUGAUCUGAAUCUCUUUAGGAUUGCAGCUAUUACAGAGGGUUGUGGUAUCAUUGCUUUUACUGAAGACGGCAAAAUACUUCUUCCUCCACCUGAGACGAAAUCGACGGUUGAAGUAACACCUGAAGAGCAAAGUUCAAAGAAGCGGAAGGCGUUCAAUUUCGUAGAGUCUUCGUUUAAUGACAUGCAAAAUGAUACAAGCGUCUCAAACAGCUCUGAGGCACAAAGUAAUGUUGCAGCGCAAGAUUUGCAAGCACAUCCGUCGGCACCACCAUCUCAACCAACUACAUCCAUAUCUCAGGUUGAUGAGUGGAUUCGUUUUGCCUAUUACAGAUAACCUAUGAGGGGCGGAGUUCGGGGAGCACUGGGCGUUGGGCAAGGGCCGCAGAGUCUUGUACAAGCCGGAGGGCAUGUGUCACAACCACCCGCUCAAGCAUAUCGCAGUCAUGAAGCAUUACACCAAUUUAACUAACGACAUGUCAUGAACCAAGGCCAAGAUCCAGGAUCUGGAAUGCAGCGACAGGGUCCGUGGUAUAACCAGAGAAGCCCAUCACAAUCCACAAGCCAAGUUUAUGGAACGUAUCAACAACAUGGCCAAGGCCAACAAAACCUUACCCAGAUUUCACUUGAUUCUCCUCACGAACCCAGUCGAUAUGCCACUCAACAUGCCCAACAAAGCUCUGUCCAAAUCCAAACCGAAAGAUACGGGGGCCCUCAGCAGGCACAGCAAGAUAAUAGUGAAGGCGCA
Messenger RNA from Botrytis cinerea B05.10, 1425 nucleotides. RefSeq lists its product as hypothetical. The transcript is spliced from 2 exons. NCBI's taxonomy places the organism in Eukaryota, Fungi, Ascomycota, Leotiomycetes, Helotiales, Sclerotiniaceae. The record is from RefSeq and is a predicted model, not a curated record. Bases 244 to 1014 code for a protein of 256 amino acids.